This is a messenger RNA of Mizuhopecten yessoensis (Yesso scallop), 5389 nucleotides long. Its product is annotated as N-acetylgalactosaminyltransferase 7-like. The transcript is spliced from 14 exons. Gene Ontology annotation, cellular component: Golgi apparatus. The record is from RefSeq and is a predicted model, not a curated record. NCBI's taxonomy places the organism in Eukaryota, Metazoa, Mollusca, Bivalvia, Pectinida, Pectinidae. The coding region runs from base 293 to 2161 and encodes 622 amino acids.
GUAAGCAGACAGCGACGAUAAAAAGAAGAGUUGUCAAAAAUGGAAUAAGCCGGAGUUUCUAGCACACGUGUGUUGAUCGCUACGGGCCAUUUACACCAGUGUUUAUCGUUUAAUACCCGUGCAAUUAAUGAAACGCAUAAGAAUUGGGAUAUUUGCAUGCAGCGUUAAUUUGACCAUCUGCAGAUUAAGUUGAUCAGUUCGGCCACGUUGACAGAUAAAGAGCUCUUCGCCGGACAACAGCUCCUUAAUCCCUUUAAUUCCCAGAAGAGGAGCUACCCGACCGACAGGAGCUAUGAGGGUGCUACGAUACAGAAGAGGAGCAAUUAUCAAGCUUGGAAUCGUCACACUGAUCGCUCUCAUCAUUGUUCCAAUUUUCUUCCUAAAACUUGAUGGAAGCAAAGAUUCUAAAUCAAAGAAAGAUAAGCUUGCCAAGGAUUCGAACCCUAUUCACAAAGUAGCGAAAUCUCCAGAUGCUGCUGAGGAAGCCCCGAAAAAUGUUGUUGACAACCCGGUAGAAUCUAACAAAGCACAAGAGGAAGUGGUGCAGGUGGAAGUGGCCCACCAGUUUGGCCCUCCGCAGCGCCUCACUCCGGGGCAGUUAGGAAACUUUGAACCAAGAGACUACCCCUCCAGGAAUGGACCAGGUGAGAAUGGUCAGGCUGUGUACACUACAAUGGAGGAGAGGACUCGGGCAGACUCCUCCACCAGAGAGUUUGGAUUUAACAUGGUCAACAGUGAUAAGAUAGCCAUGGACCGAACCAUACCGGACACCAGACUUGAUGAAUGUAAGUACUGGCAAUAUCCCGAGGACCUGCCCACAGCCAGUGUGAUUCUAGUGUUCCACAAUGAAGGCUGGUCCACACUCAUGAGGACAGUUCACAGUGUCAUCAAUAUGUCUCCCCCUCACCUACUGAAGGAAGUCGUCAUGGUGGACGACUACAGCUCCAAGGAUCAUCUGAAAGGGAGGCUGGAGGAGUACAUAAAACAGUUUAAUGGUAAAGUGAAACUGUACAGGAACCCGGAGCGCCUCGGACUGAUCGGCACCAGAACCCGAGGAGCCGAAUUGUCCACGGGCGACGUCAUUGUCUUCUUGGACGCCCAUUGUGAAUGUAACAGAAAUUGGUUACCUCCCCUUUUAGCACGGAUCCGGUAUGACAGGACCAUUAUGGCUGUGCCCAUUGUUGAUGGCGUGGACUGGGACAACUUCCGCUACCACCCGGUGUACGGAGAGGCACACCACCGUGGAAUAUUUGAGUGGGGCUUCCUCUACAAGGAGAGUGCAGUACCAAAGAAGGAGCUGAGUCGCCGACAACAUAACAGUGAACCAUACAGGUCGCCAACUCAUGCUGGAGGACUGUUUGCAAUGGACAGAAAAUACUUCUUUGAAAUGGGUGCUUAUGAUGAAGGACUAAAAAUAUGGGGAGGAGAAAACUUUGAGCUGUCAUUUAAACUGUGGCAGUGUGGAGGAAGCAUUGAGUGGGUACCCUGUUCCCGCGUCGGCCAUGUCUACAGAAACCACAUGCCAUACGGCUUUGGAAAGCUGGAUGUUAAAAUUCCCGUCAUAUCACUGAACUACAUGCGUGUGGUGGAGGUUUGGCUUGACGAUGAACACAAGGAGUUUUUCUACACACGGGAGCCCAGUGUCCGAGGCUAUCCUGUGGGGGACCUCACUAAACAACUCAAGUUUAAAAAGGAUCACAAUUGUAAAAGCUUUAAGUGGUUCAUGGAGGAAGUAGCUUUUGAAGUGUACGACAGAUUCCCCAAACUGCCUCCCAACAAAGCUUGGGGAGAAGUGAAGGAGAAGAGCGGAAUGCGUUGCCUGGAUACGAUGGGACAACAAGUCGGCGGAGGGGCAAUGGGUAUCAGUGGAUGUCAUCACUUCGGUGGUAACCAGCAAAUGUUCCGUAUCAACACCAAGGGCCAGAUGGGGGUUGGCGAGCGGUGCAUUGAGGCCCCCAACGGGAGCACACUACACAUGCAUUUCUGUGAGACACAGCCCACAGGGCCAUGGCAGCUAGAUCUGACAACAGGUGUGAUCCGACAUGAACACCACGAGAAAUGUCUGGAGGCGGGAAGUGGGAACAAGGUUACAUUGGAGCCGUGUGACCCGUCUAAUGAAAAACAGAAGUGGGUCGUCAACGAGGUCCGACAGUGGAAGUGAUCGUUGUAAUCUAACAGAUCUUUUAAACAUACAGAAGUUUUAAGUAAUCAUCAUGUCAUUUAUUUUUUUUGUUCAAAACAAUUAUAAUCUCUACUAGAUGUAUAAUACCCAUAGCAGUGAAGGGAUCUGAACAUGAUGUGAUCAGUAUUUGCUUAAUGUUAAAGUUAUUCUUAGAAGAAGGAAUUACAUGUAAGAGGAGCGCUCUAGUAAAAUUUCUGUAAAUUUAAAAUUAUGAUAUUCCAAUGAUGUACAAUGCAAUGUUAUUUAUAUGUGAUAUAGAUGUAGAAUUUACAUAGAUAAUGUCUCAAAUUAACUUACUAUUCUAGAGAGAUUUUCCUCAGAAACUUACAAACCUACACCUUAAGCACCUGUGUUAUGGAGAAUCUUGAUUUUCUUGACAUGCAGAUCUAUGUAAAUUAUGCUAUCCGGCAAUAUAUUACCAGGGUUUUAAAAUUUAGUCUUUACAAUUUUUGUCUUUACAAAGAUCAUCCAUGAAGUAUGUUAUCACGGGGUAGAUCAUCCAUGAAGUAUGUUAUCACGGGGUAGAUCAUCCAUGAAGUAUGUUAUCAUGGUUUGAUUUGCACAUUUGCCAACUUUUUAGAAUUUCCAUGGAGGAGAUAACCAAUGCUCAGAAUUUGAUGCAAAGUUAAAAUGUGUGUUUAUGAACACCCUAGGAUUUUUUUAUUUUUUUUCCAAUGGCAUUGAUCAGACAUUACAAGAUAGGAAUAGUUUAGCAAAUUCACUGGUUGAAAAUACUCAAGUUUAGGGUCCAAAAUCGGGAGUCUCCCACCUAAAUAGUUGGCAAGUAUGGAUUUGAUGAGUGACAAUGCCUAUAGUUAUGUACUGUGUGUGUGAUCAGUGAGAUAUAAAGGGUACAACGUGUCAACUUGUACAAAUUUUAAUUUGAAAAUUCAUUAAUCUUGCAGAAGUUAAAAUCAAAUUUUUAGUUUCAGUUCAGGCAUUACCACAAAAUUUUGCAUUGUAUAAUGUAUUUUUAACAGGGAAUUAGCGAAGCACAGUUGUAGAAUUUAUUGUGCAGUUUCUCCGUCUUCUGUUGCACAAAAAGACCUCUUUGAAGCUUGUCAGGUCUAGACAACACAUACCCACAUCAUGCCUAUUCUAACAGGGUAUAUGUUGGUCCGGAACAGGGAAAUGCAUUAUACAUUAUAUAAUUAUUAUAACGUUUUUCUUAACUGGUUAGCAUAAAUAUUCUUUCAAAGCUGCAAAGCCUCAAAUAUAUAAUUUUAUUUGGUUUUAUAAAAUAUACAUGUAUAAACCCUUUGUAAUAAAGAAUUUAUGCAAGUAUUUCAUUUGGGUGAGAUAUACAUAACACUUGCUAUUAAUUCAUGUGAGUUUUAACAGCAAGGAAAAUAUUUUAUUCAAUUUAAGGCAAACCUGCUAUACUAUUCAAUUCAUUUGUAAUGUCAUGUAAUAAAUACAUUUUGACAGUUGAAUAUUUAAUAAAUUUUAAUAUACCAGGUAGAGUGUACAUGACAAUGAUGAUGAUGAUGACAAUGUUGAUGAUGAUGAUGAUGAUGACAUAGACAAUUUUAUGUCAGUAAUAUUUCACAAUUUGUUUUUUACCUUAAAUGAAAAAUUGCUUAAUUUUAAUAUUGUAUCAACAACAUAAAUUAAUUAGAAAUUGUCGUUUUGAUUCACAAUAUUUGUCUAAAUUAAAAACAAAAAUCUCUACUUAUUGUAAUCUAGGUAUUACAUAUGAAAUUUGUUUAAUUCCUUAAUUGAAAAAGUUGUGGCAGCUAAAAUAGUAUCGGGUAGCGUAAUAAGGCAUUUCAGUUCAGUUAUUCAACACAGUAAGGUACUUAGGCUCAAUAAGGCAUUUCAUCAAAACAAGCUGGCACAAUGAGGCAUUUUAUCACCAUAAGUUGGCACACUAACUCACUUCACCAAUGGAAUAUAUGUGACAACAAGUACAAAGAUUAAGCAUAUCAAGUGAAAAGAUUUUAUUUUUGGUGUUUUUAACGCAUAUUGAUGAUAUAACGAGAUGUUAUUAUGAUAUUGUAAACAUGUUCUUAAUUUUCUUAUCAUACUAGUAUGUAUAUUUGUCGGAGCAAUAAUUAGGUGAAAUGAUUUCUUUAUAUUUUUUUGCAGUGGUUUUUUGGUUGAAACGAAGUGUAAAGUUGCAUUUAUUCAUAUAUAAAAAAAGGUUUUUGUGUACAUCGGUUAGUUACAAAAUUGUCAAAAAAAAAUAUCAAAUUCUUUUCAUAAAUUAACAGUUAAACUGAGUUUCAUAGGUUCAGUGUGUACCACAUCUAUUACAUCAGUUACCGCAUUAACAUAACAGCCAACAAGUUAUAUCUUGGAAUCCCAAAUAAACUUAAUCAUCCCUGAAGACACAUUUGAACUCUUCCAAUUCAAAGAUUGGAAAAGUUCAUUAUGAAAUUUCAGGGGUGAAUGAGUCAACUAGACUUACCUGUGUGUUUGUCGUAGCUGUAUUGUCUGUAUUAUGUAUUGAAACAUUCCAUUUCACAAUGCUGCUGCUCAUGACAUGAAACUCACAUUUAGUUCACAAAUAAAUUUUACCUUGAAAUCAUUUGUACCAAGUAGGUAAGGUAUUAUAGCUUAAGUAACUGUAGUUUUAUUCUAAGUUUCGUUUUUUUUUUAAAUGUACAUAAAAAAUGUAUAAUAUAUUUUCGCUUGUUCAGUUCAUUAUAUUAAUUUGUCAUUUUCUAAAAUAUAUUUUUAAAAUUUUGCGAAGAUAUUGCUUGAUUUUUUGUGUGUGUUAGUAUUUUUUGACUAUCAGUAAUUUGUGGGUAUAUGUGAUAUAGUUUAAAUUAUGUAAAUAUUUGUUUAAUCUGAAUUUUCUUUUGUCUGCCAAUUUUGUAGAAACUAGAUUUCUCACAAAUCUGUUACCCAGAUUUUAUACUACAACUGACAUAUAUAACAACAUCAUAGUAUUGAUAAUGAAAUUAAAUUCAGAUGAUCUAAAUUACCAGGCCGAUACUUGUUAAAGAGUAAAAAAACCAGCUUACAGCUUUGAAAGGUAUGGUUUAAAUAUUGUGUCUAGUCAAGUUUUAUUUAAUUUAAAUACAUUAUUUACUCUGCGGCAAGUUAGGUAUAUCUUGUAAGCACAGGACAGAGAGAUUGCGAUUUGUCAAGUGAUUUUCUCACAUAUCAGUGGAAGGGGGGUGUUGUUUAUUGUUAGAACAUCACAUAAUAAAAUUGCAUUCAGAAAAAACACUUGACGAUUUUGAAGCAAUAGNCCCCCCC